This is a messenger RNA of Telopea speciosissima, 570 nucleotides long. RefSeq names its product cytochrome c oxidase copper chaperone 1-like. The transcript has 2 exons. Gene Ontology annotation, cellular component: mitochondrial intermembrane space. Gene Ontology annotation, molecular function: copper chaperone activity; copper ion binding. The coding region runs from base 78 to 314 and encodes 78 amino acids. The record is from RefSeq and is a predicted model, not a curated record. NCBI's taxonomy places the organism in Eukaryota, Viridiplantae, Streptophyta, Magnoliopsida, Proteales, Proteaceae.
AGCGAGAGAGCUGAGAUCAUUCGGCCGGCAGUUAGUGUCGUAGUCGAUUCCGACCCAGGUUUCAAGUACUUAUCACAAUGUCUAGUAGAGAGGUUAGAAUGCAAACACAUACUCUGUCAUCUUCAGAGCAAAACCAAGGAUCAUCCAGAGCAAAAUCUGGAUCUGAGUUAAAGCCAAAAAAGAAAAUCUGUUGUGCUUGCCCUGAAACCAAGAAGGUAAGAGAUGAGUGCAUUGUGGAGCAUGGGGAAGCUGCCUGCACAAAAUGGAUUAAUGCUCAUCAUCAGUGCCUUCGCGCAGAAGGCUUCAGUGUUUGAAAUUGCUGAAGAUAAUUGAGCUGAUAUUAAAACAGAGAUUAAACAGUGUUGGUUAGAUUGUCAGUACAAAAUUUACUUCGGCCUUGUUCACAAACAUAGAAAAUGUAAGUUUUGAAAUGAGAAUAUCAUAGCUUUGGUGGAAAUCUCAUCAACCAUUCAAACUAAUAAAUUUCAUAAUUUGUUGUUUUAUUGUAAAGACAAUAUCCAAAAUGCAUUUACAAGCAUGAGUGUAAGUCCCCCAAACUUUUUUUUAUUG